AUGAAAAGUUUAACCUUAUUAUUCUAUUUUUUUACUCUUUUCUUCAUUUUGGUUUUUGGACAAAUUAAUAAUGUAGAAGAUAAUUAUGUGAUGAAAAGAUUUUAUGCAUGGGAUGAUCAGGCAAAAAGAUCUGUUAUAAGAGAUUCUGAUGAAGAUUUAAACUCAAUUUUUAAAAGAAAUUAUAGAUUUUAUGCCUGGGCUGGUAAACGUAUACCAAUAGAUUAUAGUCAUGGAAUUAAAAGAAAAUUUUAUGCCUGGGCAGGUUAA
Molecule: messenger RNA, 267 nt
Organism: Strongyloides ratti
Lineage: Eukaryota; Metazoa; Nematoda; Chromadorea; Rhabditida; Strongyloididae
Exons: 3
Coding region: 1-267 (88 amino acids)
Source: RefSeq, a predicted model, not a curated record